AUGGAGGGGCCUCCCAAACAUGAGUUCACCUUGAAGAACCAUGAAGGGCUUUUACGUGCUCAAGCUUUUUACAAACGGUGGUUUGGGGCAACAGAGAUGGGAAGACAUCAGCAGAGAUUGAACUCAAUGGGAUCAUUGUCGAGUCCCCCAACAUCUCUGAGGCCAUCACCAAAGUCAGACUUUCCAGUGCCGUGGUCAUUCUACAAGAGUCUCCUAUGGGACUUAAGUUCAGGGAUCCCUUCGGAUUCACCUGGACUCUCAGAGAAAAAGAGAGUAAGCCAGAAAUUUGUAAACUGUGUUGGUGUGAAGGUCAGGAUCAUGUUCUGGAUUUGUGCUCUGUUCCCAAAACCCUCAUGUGGACCAAGCUCCAUGAUACCAUGUUACAGUAAACAGUAUCUUUGGUUUUCACUUGAAGAGAAACGGAGGAGACUAGUCAAUUACCAUCUCAAUUAUCAAAACGUGAGAUUUGUUGAAUAUUUUACCCUUGUGUAUGUUUCUCAGGAUUCUCUCGCUAGCUUCGUCAGCCGAUUGUUUCGUUUGAUCUCAAUUCUCCGAUGGGCGCAAUUGGCGUUUUGCGUUCAGCCACUGUUGAACCAUCUUGCCACCAAAGAAUACAUUUCUGACUAUUACGAGAGAGCCGUCGAUAAGUACGAGGCACUUUUCGCAAGACUUCCACCCCCUGCUCGUGAUCCAAGAGUGUUCCGGCGUGAUGUCACUCUGGAGUGGAUGGACCUAAAGACGACUGUUGCCGCCUUAGUCGAGUGGCUGCGAACUCAGAUUUGGGCUAUUGACAAGAACAAGGAGGAUGAUGCCAUGUAUCACAUUCUUUCGACUGAGAUUAUGUAUUGGAGAAACGAGGGAUAAAAAAAAGUAGUUCAGUAUUGGAUUGCUUAUUGAUGAUGUAAAACUCUCAUGGAACUGUUUUAGGUCUUUAAAUUUGUUGAAAACCUCAUAAAAACAUCAAGUGUUUAAUUAAUCCUCCCUUUUGUCUCUUUAAA
Molecule: messenger RNA, 998 nt
Organism: Camelina sativa (false flax)
Lineage: Eukaryota; Viridiplantae; Streptophyta; Magnoliopsida; Brassicales; Brassicaceae
Source: RefSeq, a predicted model, not a curated record